UACGUGUAGAUUUCAACCUCAGCAGCCUAAGUACCUUUAAGCUAUGCGACCAUACUAUAUAACAAUCUUGUUAGCCCUUGCAGUAUCAAAAUCACAACAAACAGUAGAACCUCAUCGUGAUCACCUCUACCAACACGACCACUACAAAGGCUCAGAGCACGAUGUUAGGUACGACCAUGAUGCAUUCUUAGGACCUGACGCUCAGAAAUUCGAGGAAUUCCCACCAGAAGAGUCCAAGCUCAAGCUUAAAAUAAUUGUUACUACCAAGAUAGAUACAAAUAAGGAUAGCAAAGUUAGUCUGGAAGAGCUUGAGGCUUGGAUUGAACGACAACGCAAAGCAUUCAUGUACGAAGCUAUUGAAAAGAACAUCAAAGAGGAAGAUAAAAAUGGCGACGGAAAGAUUUCCUGGGAGGAAUACAAAGCAGCAAAGUUUGGAGAGUGGGAUAACAAUAACUUACCUCAAGAUCACAAUUUACGACGUCAGAUACAAAAAGCACAACACAAGUUCAGUAUGGCAGAUGAAGAUAAGGACGGCAAGAUGGACAGCGAUGAGUACGUGAACUUUCAACAUCCAGAAGAAACGAAACACAUGGAGGAACUCGCAGUAGACGAGAUAUUGGAGGACGUGGACCAGAAUGGAGAUGGUUUUAUCACAAUUAAGGAGUUUCUUGGGCAAUAUGGCGACGUGGAAAAGACACCGGGCUGGGUUGAGCGAGAACGAGAAGAGUUUGCGCGACAAUUUGAUAAGAAUAAAGAUGGUAAACUGAACCGUGAAGAAGUGAGAGACUGGGCGCUACCUCAACGAGGUGAAUCAUUGGAUGAAGCUAAGCAUUUGAUUGACGGCUCGGAUGAUGACGCUGAUGGUAUUCUGUCUUUGGAGGAAAUCUUGAUUCAUUGGGAAAUGUUUGUAGGAAGUAAAGCUACUGAUCAUGGAGAGACUUUGAGACAGAUGAACAGAGUAGAAUUGUAAAAACGCCUAAAAUUAAAAUAAUAUAUCGGUGUUUUCUAUUGAGUCAAGCGGAGUCAAUGAGGAAAGAGAUGAUGAACUGGGAAAAUUGUUGAAUGUAAAAACGUUUACGYAUCGUCGAGUUACUGGAGUGUCAUUGAAUAAAUUACCAUUUCUACCUA
Messenger RNA from Exaiptasia diaphana, 1128 nucleotides. Its product is annotated as calumenin-B. Bases 44 to 970 code for a protein of 308 amino acids. The record is from RefSeq and is a predicted model, not a curated record. Gene Ontology annotation, molecular function: calcium ion binding. Gene Ontology annotation, cellular component: endoplasmic reticulum. Lineage: Eukaryota; Metazoa; Cnidaria; Anthozoa; Actiniaria; Aiptasiidae. The transcript has 3 exons.